Bacillus rossius redtenbacheri is the source of this 2141-nucleotide messenger RNA. RefSeq names its product tRNA-dihydrouridine(47) synthase [NAD(P)(+)]-like (gene Dus3). Gene Ontology annotation, biological process: tRNA processing. The transcript is spliced from 10 exons. Gene Ontology annotation, molecular function: RNA binding; flavin adenine dinucleotide binding; tRNA dihydrouridine synthase activity. The record is from RefSeq and is a predicted model, not a curated record. Bases 137 to 1993 code for a protein of 618 amino acids. Lineage: Eukaryota; Metazoa; Arthropoda; Insecta; Phasmatodea; Bacillidae.
UUGCGCCAAGUUGUUUCCGGUUUUGCUAUUGGUACUUUACCAAAUAUCAACAAACUGGAAAAAAAGAAAGAAACAAACGAUAUACGAUAGCGCUCAAGUAUCACAACAUCGUACACACGGAGCACACGUUAGUUUCAUGACGGAACCUAAAAUCAAGGACGAUAUGGAAGUUUCAACCGUAAGAGUGCAAGAGACUUCCUCCAGUGGUGUUGCAUCUAUUAAAUCUGAGUACAUCGUGCCGUCCGGUGAGAAAGCUGCUGUGUUUGUUCCAGACGUUAAUAAAAACUCUACCACAGAAGACGAUUCAAACGUAGAGCCACCACAGAAAAGAUCUAGGAAAAACAGACGUGGCCAGAACAAGGCCCGCCCGCUGCCCUUCAAGGAGGACCGGGAGGGCCGGCUGUGUCCCAGCCUGGUGGACGUGGGGCAGGACCAGCCGUGGCCGCAGUGUGCCAACAGCAAGUGUGCGUGUCAGCACGACGUGGCGGCCUUCCUGCGCGCCAAGCCGAGGGACAUCGCCCCCACCUGCUACCUCUACAGUGUCCGCGGCAGCUGCCCCCGCGGCCUCACGUGCCGGUUUGGGUCACAGCAUUUGACUGAAGAUGGAAAAAAUAUUAAAAAAAUUGUUGAGGGGAUGGAUGUUUCAUCUGGUGUUGUUAAUUCCCUAACGAAAGAAUUGCAGCUGAAGCUCCGAAAACGACUAUACGACUUCUCAAGGACGGAGGAAGUGAUAUCGGACUUGGAAAAGCACAGGUCGAAGCAAAGGGAGCUGAAGAUAGCUGCUAAUAAUGAGCUGAGGUCAGCGAAGAACGGUGCUGUGUCUGCGAGAGACGCGGAGAUGAUGGACGUGGGAGAAGGCUGUGACGCGGGCGAGCAUAAACCGCUGGGACCAGUUUCCGACGAAGACAUCAUCCCCGUGAGGAAGGAAGAGCGCAAGAAGCUGGACUGGAGCAACAAGCUGUACCUGUCUCCUCUGACGACCGUGGGCAACCUCCCGUUCCGCCGCAUCUGCCGGCAGUUCGGAGCGGACAUCACGUGCGGAGAGAUGGCGCUGGCCAGCAGUCUACUGCAAGGGGCGCCGCAAGAGUGGGCCCUGGUCAAGCGACACCACUCUGAAGAAAUAUUUGGUGUUCAGUUGUGUGGAAGCAAUCCGAACGUGAUGACGCGAUGUGCCCAGCUGCUGGAAGACCAGCUGUCCCUGGACUUCGUGGAUGUGAACCUGGGUUGCCCCAUCGAGCUGAUCUACCAGAACGGAGCGGGCAGCGGCCUGCUGCGACGCGAGCGGAUGCUGGAGGCCGUGCUGCGGUCCAUGAAUAACGUCCUGGGCCUGCCGCUGACUGUUAAGACGAGGACGGGUGUCGGCAAGAACAUCGCACACACCUUGGCUCCUCGAUUUGCUUCCUGGGGUGUUUCGCUCAUCACUAUCCACGGGCGGUCGCGAGAGCAGCGCUACACCAGGACGGCCGACUGGGACUACAUCGAGCGCUGUGCCGCGCUCGCCGGGCCCACGCCCGUGUUCGGCAACGGAGACAUCCUGUCCCACGAGGACCACCAGCGCGUGCUGGCCCGCUGCCCGUCCGUCCAGGGCGUGAUGGUGGGGCGGGGGGCGCUCAUCAAGCCGUGGAUAUUCACCGAGAUCAAGGAGCGGCGGCACUACGACAUAUCCUCCUCGGAGCGGCUCGACAUGCUGCGGCAGUACGCCAACUACGGGCUGGAGCACUGGGGGUCCGACACCAAGGGUGUGGAGAACACGCGCAGAUUCCUCUUGGAGUGGUUGUCGUUCCUGUACCGCUACAUCCCGGUUGGUCUGCUGGAGAGGCCCCCUCAGAAGAUGAACGAGCGGCCGCCGACCUACAGGGGCCGUGACGACCUGGAGACGCUGAUGGCGAGCGCCAACUGCGCCGACUGGAUCAAGAUCAGUGAAAUGCUGUUGGGUCCUGUUCCAGAUAAUUAUUGCUUUCUGCCAAAGCACAAAGCAAAUUCGUGGGUGUAAUGACAUCAUGUACAUAUGUAAUAAAGCCUCGUUUUGGUAAGAUUGUGUUCAAGACACCACAUGAUUGUUAGUGAAGUUUCUACUUAUUAUUUUACUGUACAGGGUCUGUACCAUGAGUUAUUUAAAUAAAUAUAUUUCAAGUUUGUUA